CGCGGACAAUUGUCUGUGCAAGCGCGGUUACGAGAACGCUCUUCUCGGCGGAAAAAAAUGUACACCAUAAUGCCGUACUUGCAAUAGACAAUUUCCGAAAUGGACCCAAUAACUAACCUCGCCGGGGGUAUACCGGCUUCGCCACGGCCGUACCACCCGACGUGCUGUUGGUGUUUGGUGAUUUAAUACAUUACAACUCGCGGUACAUAAUGAACGCCACCGGUUGCGUGACGGCCUUGGGUGACGGCGGAGAAGCGUUCGUCGUGCUUCUGGCCGACGACCACUGUUACCGCGGCCGCGGUAGCCGACCGGAAGAGAUGGCGAUGUCACUCCCGUGUCCCGCGGGCAGGCCGCCCGUGCCUCGUCCACCGAUGACCACCGCCGAAGCGUACAAGUCGAGACCGCGCCGCAAGGACCGCGGCGCUUUCGUUGUACUGCCCGAACCGCCGCCAUUGGUAACCGCACAAACCAACUCGACGGCAAAAUCGUCCGCGGCAACCGGUUCCGACUGCAGUGGCCGCGUCAGUCCGUUCCGUGGCCACGGGUUCAAAACGCCAGAACACGGACGGUCGCGGGCGUCCACCCCGCCAUCGUCGUCGUCGUCGUCGUUCAAACAUCUUAGGCGACAGUUGUCCGAGCCGCGGAUCACCGCCGGCCGCAGGCAACGUCCCGUAGUCGCUAAUCAACGGUUGUCGGUAUCCACAAAAGACCUGUCGAUGGCUGUAGACAAAUCAUCAUUACCGCGAAACAAUAACUCGUCACCUCGAAUACCUAAUAAGCAGCUCGGAUUGCCUAAACUGUUACCAGCCGAAAAGUCUGGCGCUACUGCAACUGGUAGACAGCCCGCGGUACUCAACAGGCAAACAAAUGUCUCCACCAACAAAACGGCCAACGUCUCCAGAUCGGCUGUAGCUAAUCGUCAUCCUCCACCGCCGAUCAAAUCGUCACCACGUUUACCCAAAAAACAGUCAAAGGUGUCCGCAGUGGAAGUGACUAAGAAAUCUAAAGCGAACUCACUGCCACAGCCACCAAUCAAAUCGUCGCCGAGUUCGUCUAAAAAACAGUCGACGGUGGCGACAGCAGAGGUGACAACAUCUAAGACGAACUCAUUGCCGGCAUCGAAAGGCGACGCGCGCUUGUCCGAUAAUAACCCACAAGCGGCUGUUACUAUACCGAUCGCGUCUGAAUCGUUGAUUUCGGUGGCCGCUGUACCGAAGACGACCGUGUCCACAUCGGUGGCCGUAUCCACAUUAAUGACCGCGUUCACGACAACGAACGAGCCCACGUCAACCACCAUGACCGUACCGACAACUAUGGUGGCUGCGUCCACUUCGGCUACAGCCAUCGCAGCUACUCACGUCACUAACGCGGCCGCUUUACCUGUGGUCAAAAGCGACGGUCCGAUCGUGACGGCCGCGCCUCCUCCCGCAGCAAUAGCCGUAAACACAUUGGCCACCAUGUCUUUUGUCAAUUCGUCGAAUGCCUCAAAACCACCACCAAGCGCGACGAGGUUUCGCGAACUGCCCUCUGUGACAGACCAGCCGGCUCAUUCCACGGCCACGGUUGUCGUCGUGGACGGCGGCAUGUCGGCGGACACGACUACGAUACAACAGCCUGCGCACAUUAAUGUAAUGACCACAACGCCUCCCCUGUCAUACGAGUUGGAAGAAAUCGUAGUGGAACCGGAAACGGAAAAUCAGAGCGGAAGGUCAAAUGGAAUUUCUCGGUUGCAGGCAUCUGGUGACGAGGGAGUUCAGAAUAAUAAUAUUGUAUUGUCCACUUCCAACAGUAGCAACGGUGGUCACAAGACGGUCGCAUGGGCCAGGUAAAAAACUAAAAAUUUAGCACGAUAGCAUAGGUUUGGUGUUCCCUAAAUACGUCCUUCUAACACUCAACUAUAAUGAUUUUCGUUAACGAAAAACGAUUCUAGGCAAAAUUCGUUUAUAUAUUAUUUAAAAGCCGUAAUAUUUACAAUUUUUAUACUCAUUUUAUCAUGAAAUAAUUGAAAUAAAGAAACC
Cinara cedri is the source of this 2018-nucleotide messenger RNA. NCBI's taxonomy places the organism in Eukaryota, Metazoa, Arthropoda, Insecta, Hemiptera, Aphididae. The record is from the annotation of a GenBank genome assembly.